CGGAAGAGGACUGGUUUUCUAUGUACAGUAGCCGUGUUGGAGAUCAGGAAUCUCCCACCCGUUUUUUUGCCCUUUUCUCCUCUUGUCCCUCUCAGUGAGCUGGUUUACAGGAUGUUCAGCAGUGGUGAGAGCAUGGGGUCAGCCUCCCCCUAUUCUUCUGACAGCCAGAUGUCUGUGGGACAGAGGGAACAGGACACUAUCCAGCCUACAACCAUCAGCAGCGCUCUGGAGUGUAUCCCUUGCAAUAAACUGGUAUCUCUCAAAUUUAUCAACAAAGGGGCUUACGGCACUGUCUACAGAGCUUCCCAUGAAGACUGGAGGGUCCUAGUGGCCGUGAAGUAUUUCCCGACAGAGCGCCACCUAGUGGAAGUAGAAAGAAACAAGAUCUUAAAGGAAGCUGAGAUUUUGCAUAAAGCCAGGUUUAGCUACAUUCUUCCAAUAUUAGGAAUUUGCAAUGAAAAUGGGAAACUGGGAAUAGUGACGGAAUAUAUGACCAGCGGAUCGUUGAACCAGCUGUUACAUGAGGAAAAUUCUUCAUUGGAAAUAGCAUGGCCAUUAAGGUUCCGUAUAUUGUAUGAAAUUGCAUUGGGUGUAAAUUUUCUGCACAAUAUGAACCCUCCGCUGCUGCAUCAUGACUUAAAGACACAUAAUAUCCUAUUGGACAAUGAUUUCCAUGUCAAGAUUGCUGACUUUGGGUUAUCUAAAUGGCGUAUGUUGUCAUCAUCAAAGUCUCUAAGUGACCAUAGCUCACCUGGGGGAACGAUUGUUUACAUGCCUCCGGAGGUGUAUAUACCAAAUGCCAAAAACAAAAGAGGAAGCGUUAAACACGACAUGUACAGCUAUGCAAUAAUCAUGUGGGAAGUACUGACAAGAAAACAGCCAUAUGAAGGAGCCAUAAACCCUAUUCAAAUAAUGUACACUGUUUCCAACGGGAAUCGUCCAGAGAUUAGUGAAGAUAGUUUGCCGGUUAAUUUACCACACCGAGAUGUAUUUAUUUCUUUAAUGCACAGUGGAUGGGCAAAGGAUCCUGACGAAAGACCAGCAUUUUUAAAAUGUUUGUUGGACCUUGAGCCAAUCAUUGGAACAUAUGACGAGAUCUCCAUACUGGAAGCAAUACUUAUGAUAAAGAAAGCCAGAAUUACUUCCAACAACAGUAGACCAUCAAGUCCAUCUGCAUCAGAGAUGUACAAUGCAACACCAGAGAAAAGCAUUCAUUCAUCUAAUGAGGAUGUACACAGAGGAGAAAAUGAGACAGCUGCAAGUCCUCAUUACAAAAUUAAUUCAAUUUUCCCAUAUGUUUCUUUACCACCAAGCCUUACAUCCACCGAGCCUUACAUCUCAAUCCAACCAAGCUUAAGCAUGCCUUUUGGUACUCUUCCAAGUUCAGAGGACUCCACACCCUUUCCAAAAUCAUUUCCCAUACAGGAAUCCUCAUCCUCAUCUUUGGCUAAACAGUGGGUCCAGCUUAGAAGACUUGAAAUUGUGAAUCAAAUGACUGAAGCUUGUCUGAAUCAGUGUCUCGAUGCCUUAAUUUCAAGAGCGGUUAUACUCAAGGAAGACUAUGAGCAAAUCAAGGCAAAAAGUACAAGGUCUUCAAAAGUUAGGCAGCUUAUUGACACAAGUGACAUUCAAGGAGAAGCAUUUGCCAGAAUUAUCGUAGAGAAGUUGAGAGACAACCGACAGAAUGAUCUUAGGCCAUUUCCACAGAUAUAAAGGCUUAUUGGGCUUAAUGUUAUUAAGAUCUUGGUUCACUUUUCUUAUCAGACUCACAAUUUUUUUUUGUGUAUUGCUAUUUUUACAGGUCUUCUAAACCGCAGACCACGAGUUAAUUUACUGAAGACAAUUGCCAAACAGGAUAAUAUUAGUGUAUCUCUACACUUUUGUAUAUAGCACAGCAUUAUCUAUGUAUCUGUCCAUCUUAGUCUAUUUUCAUAUAUGUAUACACAUACACAAUGUUUUAUGUAUGCUUUAUUA
Pelobates fuscus (common spadefoot toad) is the source of this 1974-nucleotide messenger RNA. It is a transcript of the gene RIPK2, whose product is annotated as receptor interacting serine/threonine kinase 2. Bases 112 to 1713 code for a protein of 533 amino acids. Gene Ontology annotation, biological process: protein phosphorylation; regulation of apoptotic process; signal transduction. Gene Ontology annotation, cellular component: cytoplasm. Lineage: Eukaryota; Metazoa; Chordata; Amphibia; Anura; Pelobatidae. The record is from RefSeq and is a predicted model, not a curated record. Gene Ontology annotation, molecular function: protein kinase activity; ATP binding. The transcript is spliced from 11 exons.